AUGUUUAGAAACUGCCUAUUUUCUCAAUUUAAUGUUCCUAACUCUAUCACAAAAUUGAGCACUUAUUGCUUUGCUGGCUGUAAAAGUCUUCAAUCGAUCAAUAUUGGACCUGAAUCUCAAUUAGUCAGCAUUGAAUCAUGCGCUUUUCGAGAUACAUGUCUCGAACGCAUUUAUCUUCCGAGUAAUCUAUCUUAUAUUAAAGAAGAUGCUUUUUAUAAUGUUUUGGUUUUUCACGAAAUUGUUUGUUCAUCAGAAAACAACAAUUAUCACUCGGAAAGUGGUGUUUUGUAUAAUAAAGCUAAGACACUUAUCAUUUUGUGCUUUGAUAAGAACAUAACAUCUUUCAUUAUGCCAGAUACAGUAAAUUCGUUAACACAAAGUUGUUUUUCUAACACAAUGAUUGAGAAUAUCACAUUCAGUCCCAAUCUGAAAACUAUCCCAUCCUUAUCGUUUUCAGGAUCUCAUUUAAUCAAUGUCACGAUUCCAGAUUCUGUCACAAGUCUUGGUGAUUCAGUAUUUUCCAACUGCAGAUAUCUUUACAAUGUUUGUGUUGGUAACGGUAUCACGAUUAUUCCUACAAAAUGUUUUCUUUCUUCUAACAUCACGAACAUCACAUUGAAUGAACGUAUCACAACAAUCAGAGGUUCAGCAUUUUCAGAAUGUCCAAACUUGAAAUACAUGAAACUUCCCCAAACACUUAUCAACAUUGAAGGCAAUUGUUUCCCUGUUGAUGCUGUCCUUGAUUUUGCAGAUGGUGCUCCAUUUUCAUUUGAUGACCAACGAUUGCUUUACAACGGUGAUAAAACUAUUGUUUACAUGCGAUUCAGCCAAAAUGAACAUUAUAACAUUCCAUCUACAGUUUCUAUUAUUUCUAAUGAUAUCUUCAAUGGGCAAACAAAUUUGAAAACAAUUCAUUUUGAAGCAGAUUCAUCAUUGACUAAAAUUGGAGACAACGCUUUUCGUGAGUGUAUUAAUCUUGCAGAAAUCAACUUCCCAAGCAAACUUACCACUAUCGGAAGUAGUUCAUUCUAUCAUUGCAAUUCACUAAAGAUUAUCCAUUUUCCUGAUUCAUUGAUUACAAUCUAUGGAUGGGGAUUUUCAGCAUGUUUGGGGUUAACCGAGAUUUAUUUUGGAAAAAGCAUCAAAACAAUUGUAACGGCCGCAUUUGGAAGUUGCACAUCAUUAGAAAAAGUAGUUUUCGAAGGAUCUGAAGAAGGUACAACUCUUGGAUAUAUUUCAUUUCUAAAUUGUUUCAAAUUGAAGACAGUUAUAUUAAGGAAUAUUACUAAAAUUGAUAGUCAAUGUUUCACUAAUAGUAUAUCGUUAUUAUCUAUAGAAAUUCCAGAAACUAUUCAAGAAAUCGGUUCUCAAGCAUUUCAAUCAUCAGCGAUUGAAAACAUUACAUUUUUAGGCAAUCCUAAUAUUACAAAAAUUGAAAGAAGCGCAUUCAAUAAUGCGAAGAAUCUUAGAACUGUUGUUCUUCCUUCAUCCAUCAUAGAGAUCAAAGAAAACGCAUUUGAAUCCACAAACAUCACGACAUUCACAGUUCCACAUGAUACACAGUCAAUCUCCGAAUAUGCAUUCCGAAACUGCAAGAACCUUGAAACGUUCAUCAUAAGUGAUAACAGUUCAUUCUGUUCACUUGGCUACUAUGCGUUCGAAGGCUGCACAUCACUCAGCAUAUUUAUUUGCAACGAAAGUGAUCAUUUCACAGUUGACAACCAUGCUCUUUUCGACAAGAAAAAGACCAUGUUUAUCUGUUUUCCUCCUGCAUCUCCAUGCAAAUUCUUUUAUGUUCCAACAACAAUACAUGAGAUCUCUGCCGGUGCAUUUCUUGGUUGCAAGAAUAUUAUCAACAUUCUUAUUCCAGACAAUUCAGUCCAACGCAUCCGCCGCUAUGCUUUCUCUGAUUGUGUUUCUCUUACACACAUAAAUAUCCCUUUCUGUGUCGAAACUAUCGAAGAGUUCGCUUUUGUCAAUUGCAAGAGCCUUUCUUGCGGUGUUGACAUAGAGAAUAAGACAGAAUCUUUUCUUGAAUAUCUCUAUAAAACAUGUCGCCUUAAUAUAGAUUCCAUCUCCGAGUGUGACAUUAUCACAUGCCAGAAGGUCAAUCACUAUAGAUAUUUCUCUUCUAUCUUUGUAUUUUCACUUAGUGACGGUACAGAACUUGGUCUUUUUUGA
This is a messenger RNA of Trichomonas vaginalis G3, 2181 nucleotides long. RefSeq names its product regulation of response to stimulus. The transcript has a single exon. NCBI's taxonomy places the organism in Eukaryota, Parabasalia, Trichomonadida, Trichomonadidae. Bases 1 to 2181 code for a protein of 726 amino acids. The record is from RefSeq and is a predicted model, not a curated record.